Prosopis cineraria is the source of this 1945-nucleotide messenger RNA. RefSeq lists its product as uncharacterized. The record is from RefSeq and is a predicted model, not a curated record. The transcript is spliced from 3 exons. The coding region runs from base 16 to 1692 and encodes 558 amino acids. Lineage: Eukaryota; Viridiplantae; Streptophyta; Magnoliopsida; Fabales; Fabaceae.
GAGACUCAUGGAGUCAUGGUUGACGUCGUGUGGCAGGAAAACAAGAGACUAAUAUUUGACUUAAAACAAGCGCAAGUGCGAAAUCAAACAAGUGUUAAUAAUUUCAAAAGUGAAAUUAGGUCCUGGUGCCUGCCGAUCUGCAGAGAGCUGUCCUAUUUUUGCUGCUUUCUUACUUGUCGUUAUUACCUAUCGGCUGACUGGAUUGGAUCAUCUCAUCAAAGGUGUUCUUCAAUGUACCCCUUCUUGUGUGGGCUAGCCAGCAACAUAAGCAAGGCUGUGGAGAGCGAGACCCUUCACCCACCCAUGUCCGAUUCCAUUACCCGACCCGUCGGCAACACCGAGUUAACCUGGUGCAAAGCCGUUCCUGGUGGCACCGGAGUCACCGUCCUGGGUCUCCUCUUCUCCAAACCCCCAAAUAUCCCAUUUCUUCAAACUGCACUUCGGAACCUCCAAAAUUCCCACCCUAUCCUCCGAUCCAGGAUCCACCAAGAUCCCUCCGAUAAUACCUAUCAUUUCCUAAUCCCCACAAAUCCUCACAUCGAAAUCACAUCAUUUGAUCUCCAAUCCACGUCCCGCAUAAUCGCAAACGAUUCUGACGACCACAAUAUCAACAGUGCCCUACACUUAAUCGUCGAGCACGAGCUCAGUCAGAACCCUUGGCAUGACCCUAGUGACUCAUUGACGCCGGCAGACACCGACGUCUUCUUUGCGAGUACCUACACGAUAAAUGACCGCUACUGGGCCGUUUUCCUCCGGUUACACACGGCGGCAUGCGACCGUACGGCAGCGAUGGCUGUGCUCAGGGAACUGCUGGCGCUAUUGGAAGGGAAACGGACGGCAGCGGUGUUGGGGAAUGAAGAUCAUAUCGGGAUGCCGAUUGAGGAUCUUGUCCCUAAAGGGAAGGCCAACAAACCCUUUUGGGCGCGUGGAGUGGACGUGCUUGGUUACUCCUUGAACGCGCUGAGGGUCGCGAAUUUGAGUUUCGUCGAAGCAAAUCCACCUAAAUGCACCAAGUUCGUGAAGUUUCAGCUGAACAAGGACGAAACAGGGAGGCUAAUUGCCGGAUGCAAAUCAAGAGGAAUAAAGCUUUGUGGGGCAAUUGCAGCUGCUGGAAUGAGCGCCGUUUGGAUCUCCAAACACCUUCCUGAUGACCAAAGAGAGAAGUAUGCUGUCGUAACUCUCAUUGAUUGUCGUUCCGACCUUGACCCUGUUCUCACCAGCAACCACCUUGGAUUUUAUCAUUCUGGAAUCUUAAACACACACGAUGUGUGUGGAGAACGGCUAUGGGAAUUGGCGAAGAGAAGCUACACAGCCUUUGAGAACGCCAAGAACAAAAAGAAGCAUUUUACGGACAUGUCUGACCUGAAUUUCCUCAUGAACAAGGCCAUCGAAAACCCUGGUUUGACACCAUCAUCUUCUCUAAGAACGGCAUUGAUGUCAGUGUUUGAAGAACCUGUCAUCGAUGAUUCAAAUGAAUUAAUGCAUCAACCCCUUGGAUUGGAAGAUUAUGUAUGUUGCCCUUCUGUGCAUGGAGUGAGUCCAUCCAUUGCCAUAUUCGACACUAUACGAGAUGGAAGCUUGAACUGUGUGUGUGUAUAUCCAUCGCCCCUGCAUUCCAGGGAGCAGAUGCAAGACUUGGUCGAUCAUAUGAAGAGACUUCUCGUGGAUGGUUGUAACGAUGAAGAUCAGUGAGAUGGAGCUAUUGUACGCUUUCUGUGUUAGUGAUGGUUAUAUUAUUGAAUAUUGAUCCAUUCAUGGGUCAUCUCUUUCUGGCUGUUUGUAAUUCAGUGUAUCGAUUAGGCUCACCACCGUCUGUUCAGAGUGUGCACUGGUCACAGAAAAUAAAAAUGCAAUCUAUUUAUUGCAUGGACUAUGGGAAACAAUUGUAACUGUGAGUAAGGACAAUGGAAAUCUUGGCCUUCAGAAAAUCUGGUUUCGUUCAGAA